AUCGGGACGCGCGCCGCGGACAGCGCCGCGGUUGCCGGAAGUUGGGUUGCGCAGGCGAUAAGGAAUGGCGGCAGCUAUGGGGGACCCCAGCCUCUCCAGACUGCAGUUCGCCCCCUUCAGCAGUGCCUUGGACGUUGGCUUCUGGCAUGAGCUGACCCAGAAGAAGCUGAAUGAGUACCGGCUAGACGAAGCUCCCAAGGACAUUAAGGGUUAUUACUACAACGGAGACUCUGCGGGGCUGCCAGCUCGCUUAACGUUGGAGUUCAGUGCUUUCGACAUGAGUGCGCCCACGCCAGCCCGCUGCUGCCCGGCCGUCGGCACACUGUAUAAUACCAACACUCUGGAGGCUUUCAAGGCUGCAGAUAAGAAGCUACUUCUGGAAGAAGCAGCAAACGAGAUCUGGGAAUCCAUCAAAUCGGGGGCCGCCCUGGACAACCCUGUGCUCCUCAACAAAUUCCUCCUCUUGACAUUCGCGGAUCUAAAGAAGUACCACUUCUACUACUGGUUCUGCUCCCCCGCUCUCUGCCUUCCAGAGAGUAUACCCCUCAUUCAGGGGCCAGUGGGCUUGGAUCAAUGGUUUUUGCCAAAACAGAUUCAAGCCCUGGCACACGCGUAUGAUGGCCUUUGUCAGGCAGAAGGAGUCCCUGCGCUGCCUUACUUCCUAAUCAAGUAUGAUGAGACCACGGUGCUGGUCUCCUCGCUCAGACACUACAGCGAUUUCUUCCCGGGGCAAAGGACAAAGAUAACGAUCGGCGUAUACGAUCCCUGUAACUUAGUGCAGUACCCCGGAUGGCCUUUGAGGAACUUUUUGGUCCUGGCAGCCCACAGAUGGGCCGACACCAGGAGUGGCAGUUUCCAGUCCGUGGAAGUGGUCUGCUUCCGGGACCGCACCCUGCAGGGGGUGAGAGACGUCGCCCACAGCAUCGUCUUCGAAGUGAAGCUUCCAGAGAUGGCAUUCAGCCCAGAUUGUCCCAAGGCGGUCGGGUGGGAGAAGAACCAAAAGGGGGGCAUGGGCCCGAGGAUGGUGAACCUCAGCGAGUGCAUGGACCCUAAAAGAUUAGCUGAGUCAUCGGUAGAUCUCAACCUCAAGCUGAUGUGUUGGAGAUUGGUCCCCACUCUGGACUUAGACAAGGUGGUGUCUGCCAAGUGUCUGCUGCUUGGAGCUGGCACCUUGGGUUGUAACGUAGCCCGAACGUUGAUGGGCUGGGGCGUCAGACGCAUCACAUUCGUGGACAAUGCCAAGAUCUCCUACUCUAACCCCGUGAGGCAGCCUCUGUAUGAAUUUGAAGAUUGCCUGGCGGGUGGGAAGCCCAAGGCCCUGGCAGCAGCAGACCGGCUACAGAAGAUCUUCCCCGGAGUGAACGCCAGAGGGUUCAACAUGAGCAUCCCCAUGCCGGGGCACCCCGUGAACUUCUCCAGCGUCACCCUGGAGCAGGCCCGCAGGGACGUGGACCAGCUGGAGCAGCUCAUCGACGACCACGACGUCGUCUUCCUGUUGAUGGACACCCGGGAGAGCCGGUGGCUGCCUGCCGUCAUCGCCGCGAGCAAGAGAAAGCUGGUCAUCAACGCUGCCUUGGGAUUUGACACCUUCGUUGUCAUGAGACACGGCCUGAAGAAGCCCAGGCAUCAGGGAGCCGGGGACUUGUGUCCCAGCUACCCCGUGGCAUCUGCCGACCUCCUGGGCUCAUCGCUGUUUGCCAACAUCCCUGGCUACAAACUUGGCUGUUACUUCUGCAAUGAUGUGGUGGCCCCAGGGGAUUCAACCAGAGACCGGACCUUGGACCAGCAGUGCACUGUGAGUCGUCCGGGACUAGCCAUGAUCGCAGGAGCCCUGGCGGUGGAGUUGAUGGUUUCCGUUUUGCAGCAUCCAGAAGGGGGCUACGCCAUUGCCAGCAGCAGUGACGACCGCAUGAAUGAGCCGCCAACGUCCCUCGGCCUCGUGCCUCACCAGAUACGAGGAUUUCUGUCACGGUUUGAUAACGUCCUUCCCGUCAGCCUGGCCUUUGACAAAUGCACAGCUUGUUCUUCCAAAGUUCUCGAUCAGUAUGAACGAGAAGGAUUUAAUUUCCUGGCGAAGGUGUUUAAUUCUUCACAUUCCUUCUUAGAGGACUUGACCGGUCUUACGUUGCUGCAUCAAGAGACCCAGGCUGCUGAGGAUAAGAACAUGAUUUGAAUUUCUUCAAGAUUAUUUCAAGGAUUCCUGGACACUAAGAAAGGCUACUAAUAAAUGGACAACUGAUAGGCAAAUUACCAAUCACCAAUCUCCAUUCUCUAUGCAAGUCCCCAAGGGAUUUGCAGAAAACCGAUGUGGAUGGCUUACUUCACUUCCCAACUUAUUAAACUGUACUUCUUGACAAAUAUUCUCAUUUUCAAACUCUUUAGAGAAUUCAGGACUGACUUCCCCUAUAGUGUCUGCUUAGUUUUAGUCUAACAUCAGCAGCAUCGGGCUGUUAAAAAUCAAAUAUUUAAUCCCAAACCUGGCACCCAGGAGAACCAUCACUGUCCAUCACUGAAAUGGCAUCACGCCCCCGCCCCAACUCUUGAGUUAAUGAUGCUAAAGGUGUCUUCAGAGAACCCAGGACAGCCAGCGCCCAAUACCCCGAGUGACACACCCCUUUCCUUUUCACGAGGCCCUCCCACACCGAAUGGGAAUGGUGACUCCCAAUCACCCUUUAAAUUAAAAACAAAAUCCAUACCCCCCCCUCAGGUCCUCACAUGAUGACCAGUCCCUACCACGAGGCUCCAAACGUCCUAGCCUGAGAGUUGACCAUCUGUCCUCCGAGUUCUUUACACUCUUCAACCCAGCUGAGCACGGAAUACAACGGCUGAACACAUAAUAAAUUCAUUACUGUUUAUCCACUCGAACCAAAGUUAAUCAUUAGUCUUUGGAAGGUUUUCUUUUAAUCUUUUUUUUUUAACUGUGGCAAAAAACACAUAAGAUUCACUAUUUUAGUCAUUUAAAAAGAUACAGUUCGGUGGCAUUAAAUAUAUGUGCACUUUUUGGCACCUCAUCUUAAUUGUGGCACUUGGGGGUCUGCAAUCUUCACUGCAGCACACAGUCUUCUUUUAGUUGGGGCAUGCGAGUCC
Molecule: messenger RNA, 3087 nt
Organism: Odocoileus virginianus texanus
Lineage: Eukaryota; Metazoa; Chordata; Mammalia; Artiodactyla; Cervidae
Source: RefSeq, a predicted model, not a curated record